Messenger RNA from Aspergillus steynii IBT 23096, 1818 nucleotides. Its product is annotated as VIT and vWA domain-containing protein. The transcript has a single exon. The record is from RefSeq and is a predicted model, not a curated record. NCBI's taxonomy places the organism in Eukaryota, Fungi, Ascomycota, Eurotiomycetes, Eurotiales, Aspergillaceae. The annotation marks the transcript as partial.
CCCCUUCUCUCUGUCUCUAUUGAUGCGAAACUCGAUGGCAACAUCUCUACCACAAUCAUCACUCAAAAAUACAGAAACCCGUCAUUAUCUCCAGCUGAGCACACCAAGUACCUCUUCCCCAUUUACGAUGGCUCCGCUGUCACGUCCUUCAAAUGUUGGAUAGGCCCAGACAAGCUGCUCGAGGGAGCAGUGAAACCCAAGCAGCAGGCUCGCAAGGAGUUUGCAGAGGCCGUCUCAAAACACAAGGCUGCUGUCCUCGUCGAAGAGCUAACGCCGGAGAUCUUUGAAACUAAUCUCGGCAAUAUCCCCGGCGAAACAGACGUGACAGUUCAAAUCACCCUAGCUACUCGAUUGAAAAGUAAUCAAACGACCGGCGCGACAACCUUGACCAUUCCAACCAGUGUGGCCCCCAGAUAUGGAGACCGACCAAAGGGGUAUGAUCAGCCUGAUACUGCAGGCAAAGAGGCUACAGCAACCCAAGAUGCGCUCCACAUCAAGGUCCAUGUCUCCAUGCCUGAGUCAAUUAAGAAAAUCGAGUCGCAGACCCAUCUGAUCUCCGUGGAUCUUGGUUCUGAGGCCGGUGCCUUUGACCCACGCAAGGCGAGCGCUUCUCUAGUCGGGCGCUCCGCAGCCUUAGGCAAGGACUUCGUUCUCACCAUCCUGUCCGACUCGAAGGAGUUGAAGGUCUCUCGAGCUCUUGCCGUGCCGCAGCCAGACUCCCAAAAAGCCACCAUCGCGCUCACACUGAGCCCUGGCGAUCUGUUCCGGAAGAAAUUCCGUACCCACGAUUUCACCGGCGAGGUGAUUUUCAUCGUCGACCGCUCCGGGUCCAUGCGUGGUAAAAUGCCCGCACUGCGGGAUGUGAUGAAUGUCUUUGUGCGAAGUCUUCCGGAGCACUGCUCCUUUAACAUUGUCUCUUUUGGUACACACUAUUCCUGGCUCUGGGAGACCUCACAACAGUACAGUGAAGCCACCCUCGAAAAAGCGGAUAGCGACAUCGCUGGCUUUUCAGCCAAUUAUGGCGGCACCGGGGUCUUGAAAGUGCUGGAAAGCAUCCCAAUGCAUUUCAACAAACAAGCCAAUGUACCAACCAACGUAAUUGUCCUGACGGAUGGAGAAACCUGGGACGUCGAGAACGUGAUCAAAUUCGUCAGAGAGAUGGCAUCCACACCGGAAAAUAACAUCCGCUUUUUCGCCUUGGGAAUUGGAGACGAGGUUUCCCAUCGACUGGUCAACGGCAUCGGGGUGCAAGGUGGCGGAUGUGCCGAGGUGAUCAACGACACCCGGUCGUCUCUAGUCUGGCAAGGGAGCGUGAUCCAGAUGCUGAAGAACGCAUUGACACCUUCUCGGUUGCGAUGCUCAAUCAGUUUCGCUGGGCUGAUGCAGAACGGAGUCAAGGGGAUCCAGGCACCUCACACCAUUCCACCUUUGAACGCUUUUUCCCAGCAUUCAGUCUACUAUAUGCUUGAAAACGGAGUCGAAGAGCUACCGGACACCCUGACCGUCACGGCCACCACGGACGACGACAUGAUUCUAUCCACGGAGCUACCCAUCCACCGAAGCGACACCCAAAGCAUCCACCACCUCGCCGCGAAAGCUUUCAUCGAAGACUACGAGACCGGCCAUAGCUGGCUCCACGCAGAGCACUCCGCCCUCCAAGCAACCGACCAAGACGCCUUCAACCGCAUGCUCGAACACGAAGCCCAGCAACUGGGCGUGAAAUGGUCCAUCCCCAGUAAAUGGACCAGCUACGUGGCCGUGGACCGCAGCUCGCAGCAAGAGCACGAAUCGUCUCUGGCGCCGGCCGAGCGAGACGAA